Aspergillus oryzae RIB40 is the source of this 852-nucleotide messenger RNA. RefSeq names its product hydrolase psoB (gene psoB). Lineage: Eukaryota; Fungi; Ascomycota; Eurotiomycetes; Eurotiales; Aspergillaceae. The transcript has a single exon. Bases 1 to 852 code for a protein of 283 amino acids. The record is from RefSeq and is a predicted model, not a curated record.
AUGCCGCUGCGUGAGGCAGGAUUAACGGAGCCCAUUCCCGUCGUGGUCAGCAGCGGCGGGUUCGACUCCACCCAGGAGGAACUGUACUUCUACAUCGCCGCAGGCGCGCGCCGACGCGGGUACGCCGUUCUCACCUUCGACGGCCCAGGUCAGGGGAUCUUCCACCGGCGACUAGACCAACGAGCUGGCUUCCCGGCCCAGGCACCGGAGGGCGCGUAUAUGCGACACGACUGGGAGGCCGUGAUCCGUCCCGUCCUCGACCGACUGUGGACAUACAGCAAGGCAAACCAACAUCUCCACCUCGGCCUCAACCGGGUAUCCAUCUUUGGCGAAUCAAUGGGCGCAUAUUUUGCACUUCGUGGCGCAGGCGGUCCCCGGAUCAAAGCGUGCAUUGCGAUGGACGGAUUCUACGACAUGUGGGAUAUUGCCGAUUCGCGCAUUCCCCCCGUCUUCGUGAAGGCUUGGGAUCGACUGGGUGAUCGCUUCUUCGACCGGGUCAUCCGCUCGCUGGGCAGAGUACACUUUCGUACGCGGUUUGAAUUCGCACAUGCGCGAUUUGCGUUAGGUUUGCCGACUUAUGCACAGGCGACCCGGGCAUUUCAGAAGUUUUCUCUGCGCGGGGAUGGAGAGCAGGGGGAGUACUUGGCCCGGGUCCAGUGCCCGGUGUUUGUCACCGGUGCGGCGGACUGGGCGUAUUUUCCCGCCCAGGGAAAUGCGACCAGGAUUUUCGAGGUUUUCAAUCAGUUGCAUCCUGAAAUGGCCAAACUGUGGGUGACCAAGGGAGUGGGAUCCAGUGGAUUGCAGGCCAAGGUGGCGGCCAUUUCGGUUGUCCAUGACAAGACGUUUGAAUAG